Messenger RNA from Entamoeba dispar SAW760, 903 nucleotides. RefSeq lists its product as uncharacterized. The record is from RefSeq and is a predicted model, not a curated record. Bases 1 to 903 code for a protein of 300 amino acids. The transcript has a single exon. Lineage: Eukaryota; Evosea; Mastigamoebida; Endamoebidae.
AUGAGUGACAAACGUCUAUCUUAUCUUGAUAAUCUCUUUCAACAUAAUGACGAAGAUGAAGAUGAUUAUGAUUGGGAAAAUGGUAAUGAAGACUCAAAAAAAAUUCAACUUAAACUUAAUGAAACAAAAACAACUCAACAGAAGAAAUUAGUUCAAAAAAAACAAGUCAUAAAAAAAUGUCAAAAUGAUGAGUAUAAUAAAGACGCAUGGGAAGUAAUGAUGGACUGUUAUAAAGAAAAUCCAAUAACAACUAAAGAAGAGACUAAAGAAUCUGAAGAUAAAAAUGAAAUCAAAAGUGAUGAAACAAAAAAAAAUAUUUUAAGAUGGAAUAAAAGAACUCAAACAAUGAAUGAAGAAGAUUGGAAAGCCGUUGAAUUAGAAUACGAAAAUAGUUGUAUUAGAUUAGAACAUGAAAAUAAAAGAGUUCUAAAAGGUAAAGAAUUAAAAAGACAUGGACUAGGAAUGAUUCAUGGAAUUGAUGUAAAGAAAAUACGAAGUAUGAUCGAAGAUUUUGGGGAAAGAAUUGUUCAACCCCCUUGGUUUGUUUGUGUAAUUUGUAGAAGACAAUUUAAAGAUAAAGAUGAAUUACAAAAACAUUGUAAUGAAAGUAUAUUCCAUUGUAUAAAUUGUAAGCUUUUAAAUGAUAUUAAUUAUGAAAUAACAGAUAAACAACUCUCACUUAAACAACUCCCAUCUUCUUUAUCAGAACAAACAUCAGCUUAUCCCACAACAAUACCAAACAUUAACGAAAAUAUUGGAGCUCAUUUAUUAAAACAAAUGGGAUGGGAUGAAUCUAGUAUAUGUGAAAAUUGCGUUCCAUUAACUGUCAAUACUUCUAGAGCUGGGAUUGGGUCUUCUCAUUCAUCAGUUCCACUGCCCAAUCCUAGUACAAUGAUUCGUUAA